UCCUCCUCCUCUUCCUCGGAUAGCGGUCUCCAACAACUUAUUCAGUACCGACGCACACAAUAGAGACGCUUCCCCCGGCUUUGAUACACGGUCAUCUCAUUAAUGCUGUCCGUGUGCUGUCACAAAGAGGAAAAGAGUCAGCUGAGAUCAUAUCAUGGAGGAUUUGGACGCCCUCCUUGCUGAUUUGGAGAGCACCGGCUCUCCUCUACCUCGGUGUCCCGUCUUGCUCACCUCGGAGCCUCCAGAAAAAGCUGAAGCUGCCAACCAGGACUCGGCCCAGACCCGGCCACCCCCCCCUGCCUACACACCACAGCAGACUGUUUCUGCGGCGAUGAAGUCCACACAGAACUCUAACCCGGACAAAUUAUACAGCACUGUGUGUAAACCGCGCUCCCCCCGCGCAGCCGACCCCCCCCCGGCCUUCUCCUCCUCCUCACUGUUGGGUGGAGGUCUGAGUGAACUGGACCAUCUGCUGCAGGAGCUUAAUGCCACACAGUUUAACAUCACAGAUGAGAUCCUGUCCCAGUUCCCUUCUUCUAAGAAAGAUGAGAGGGACAAGAUCAAGGAUAAGGCCACCACCUCCACCUCCAGCUCUGCAAAGCCGUCGGCAACAUCAGCGACGCUGGAGCUGGACAAGCUGAUGGCGUCUCUGUCUGACUUCAGAGUCCAGAGCACACCGGCACCAGCGACCACUCCUGUGGUGGCAGCGCCGCAGCAGCCGGCGGCCCCGGCUCAGACCUCGUCUGGGGGAUCUCUGGACAGCAUGCUGGGGCUCCUCCAGUCAGACCUGAGCCGACAAGGAGUUCAGACGUCCUCCAAGGGCAACUGUUCCGCUUGUCAAAAGCCCGUUGUAGGGCAGGUGGUGACGGCUCUGGGGAAGGUGUGGCACCCCGAACACUUCGUGUGCACCGAGUGUGAGGCAGAGUUGGGCAGUCGCAACUUCUUUGAGAAGGAUGGACGGCCUUACUGCGAGUCGGACUACUUCACUCUCUUCUCCCCCCACUGCGCACACUGCAAUAAACCCAUACUAAAUAAAAUGGUCACGGCUCUGGACAAGAACUGGCACCCGGAGUGCUUCUGCUGCGUGAAGUGCAGCCGCACAUUCGGAGAGGAAGGUUUCCAUGACCGCGAGGGCCAGCAGUACUGCCAGCAGUGCUUCUUGAGUCUGUUUGCCUCCCGCUGUCAAGGCUGCAGCCAGCCCAUCCUGGAAAACUACAUCUCAGCUCUGAACUAUCUCUGGCACCCGCAGUGCUUCGUAUGUAGGGAGUGCUACAGUCCGUUCGUGAAUGGCAGCUUCUUUGAACACGAGGGCAAGCCGCUGUGUGAGGCCCACUACCACCAGUCCCGCGGCAGCAUGUGCCAGGCCUGCCAGCAGCCCAUCCUGGGCCGCUGCGUAACCGCCAUGGGAGCCAAGUUCCACCCCCACCACCUUGUGUGCCACUUCUGCCUGAAACCCCUUAGCAAAGGCUGCUUCAAGGAGCAGGAGAACAAGCCCUACUGCCACCCCUGCUUCAUCAAACUCUUUGGUUGAGAGCACAGCACAAGAAUCGCCACCCCCUUAUCCUCCCAGUCCCCCAAGCCACGUGACUCUUCUUUCACAAUAAUGUUUGUCAUUUUCUGCAGGAGAGAGGGUGGAGCUGGUCUCUUUAUAUUUUGUUUUUAAGAAGAUUGGUUAUCAACAGAGAAGACAGAAUCAUCCAAUUUUGUAUGAAAUUAAACUUUAUUGAGGAAACAGUCAUAAAAUUAUUGCAAAUUAUUGUUUUUUACAUAAUGUAUUGAUUCAAAUUGAAUAUAGACAAUUAGAUUUUUUGCCAAAGGUAGAAAAAAACAGCAAAUUUAUUGUUUCAAGUAAGAACAUGUACUGUUAUGAAAGGAAAUUCCCUUUAAUAUAUUUUGCUUUACAUUGCCACAAAUAUACAUGUCACUGCAUUUGCAUUUAUAUAUUACAUGCUGACUGCUAUAUAUGUUUAUCUACAAUAUGUUAAAAGUCAGAUAUUUUGUAUUUUUAUUCACUAUUGCUUGCUAAAUAGUAAUAAAACAAAAUCCAGAUAAAUAAAGUUGAAUACAGUUUGUUA
Cololabis saira (Pacific saury) is the source of this 2075-nucleotide messenger RNA. RefSeq names its product transforming growth factor beta-1-induced transcript 1 protein-like. NCBI's taxonomy places the organism in Eukaryota, Metazoa, Chordata, Actinopteri, Beloniformes, Belonidae. The record is from RefSeq and is a predicted model, not a curated record. Gene Ontology annotation, biological process: muscle structure development; actin cytoskeleton organization. Gene Ontology annotation, molecular function: actin binding; muscle alpha-actinin binding. Gene Ontology annotation, cellular component: filamentous actin; stress fiber; Z disc.